AUGGACAAAAAGCCAGUUUGGUCUGGUUUGAUUCGGCCAAGGCACCCAGCCAGAAACCAGAAGACAGAGACGGUCAUCUUGUCUUUGCCAUCGAAUUUGCUGAUGGAGUUCUCCAACCCCGUGUUUGAGGAGGACGGCGAGAAGCUGACCCAGAACCAGCCGGAGGAGGAGAAAGGCAGAGAUGCCAAACUCACCACCAAUGGAUUUGCUCAACAAGUGCAAGAGGAAGCCAGCAAGAAAUUCAAGCCAGACUGCAAAUUCUCCUGGCUUUGUGUGACCGUCCUGAGCCUUCUCCUCCUCCUCCUCCUGGCCUUGCUCGUGGGCAUCCUAGUCACCUACCGUCUUCAACCCACCCUUCCUGAUUUGGAGGGGGAUCUCCUCUUCCUGUUGGACAGCUCCGGCAGCGUCUCCUCCUACGAAUUCUCCCGGAUCAAGGAGUUCAUUGCUGAGCUGCUUCUCCCGUUCGCCUUCGGGCCUCGCGAUGUCCAGACCGGCAUCGUCCACAUCAGUACCACGCCCAUCCUGGAGUUCCCCUUUGACCAGCAUUCCUCCACCGACGCCGUCCAGCAUGCCAUCCGCAACAUCCAGCAGAGGAUGGGGGACACCAAUACCGGCCAAACCAUUUCCUUCGCCAAGGAGAAGCUCUUCACGGCCGAAGCGGGGGCCCGCCCCAACGUCCCCAAAGUGCUGGUGUGGGUGACGGAUGGCUUCUCCAAGGACGACGCGGCCCAGCCCAUGCAGCUUCUGAAAGACAUGGGGGUCACCGUCUUCAUCGUCAGCACGGGGAGGGGCAACUACUUGGAGCUCUCGGCUGCUGCCAGCCAACCGCCGGAGAAGCAUCUGCACUUUGUCGAUGUGGAUGACCUGGGCCUCAUCACCAAGGAGCUGCAGGACUCCAUCGCAGAUGUGGUCAGCCCAGCCCAGAUUCUUAUCUCGGAGUCCAAACCCCACAGCUUCCGGGUCAGCUGGUCUCCCAUCCUCGAGAGCGUGGCUGCCUAUCAAGUCAUGUACGGCCCCCUGAACGACAACUUGGUCCAGCUGCAAGAGGUGGACGGGAGGCUCAAUAGCACCGUGCUGGAAAACCUCCUGGCCAACACCAGCUACUUGGUGACGGUCUCCGCCAUUUAUAAGUCUGGCAAGGAGAAAGCCCUCUCAGCCAAAGCCUGCACACGGGAAGACUACUACAAAAUAAAGCACCUCCAUUUUGAAGAUCUGAGCCCCAGCUCUGUAAAGGCCUCCUGGGAUUCAGCAGGAGGAGAUGUGUUGGGGUACCGUGUUCGGUGUCGGCGGCAAGCUGGCCCUUCAACCCUCCUCAGCGUCUCAUCACAGAUCCACAGCGUUCUGCUGUCAGACCUGACCCCUGGCAGCAACAACAAAGUGUGUGUGAAGCCUGUCUACAGAACCCAUCCUGGGAAAGGACUGUGUCGAAUGGUCCAUCGGCAGCCUGCUUCAGCCGCAGGUAGCUACAGGAACCGGAAGAAAGCGUGAGAAUUUGUGAACUAAGUUUUUGUGGGUCAGAAGACAAGGACACAGCCUGGGACAAAGUUAUCAGGACACCAGGAAGAGGGAGGCUACAGCCCCAAGUCUUUUUAACCUCUGGCUACCCACCCUGUUCUCUUUUGCAACUGACUUGCCUACAAAAGUCCACCCCCACCCCCCAAUUUGGCUCGGUUACAGAAAACAGCUUCACAGGGAUAUUGGAUGUUGCUAGGGAAAAAAAAUGACUUUUUGCUCACGGAAUUUCCUUUCCUUUCCUUGGAAUGGCAGCGAAAGACUCAAGUCCAGCUUCUUUUGCAUUGUUAUUUAUUUGUGUUUUGUAUGAAAUGGGAGGGAGGAGAAUAAGCAAAAGAUCUUGGUUCCUUUCUCACCUGCAAGUGAGACCCUUCACCUUCUAAUCUGCAUUCUGAAUUCUAAGAACUGUCCGUCUGCUUCAAAAGUGAUUGCAGUUUGGUUGGGAUGGGUGUGUGUGUGUGGGGGAAUUAGAAGCACAAGGCAGAUCCCAAAUGAUUCCUUGGUUAUUGUCCAAGGUGGUGGCCCAAAAUCUGUUGAACACUGUUGUCAUUGAAUGAAGCACCUAUAAUAGAAUUCCAAAGAUUUCCUUGAGACGGAGGGAGAACGGAGAGCAAAGCCAAGGAUAUUUCCUGUUUUAUUUAUGCACAUUUGCUCUGUCCUUGGAAGCAAAUAGUUAAAGACUGCCAAGAUGUAAAACUCUUCUUCAAGCUCACGUUAACCUUUGAGUUGUGGGGCCAGGAUCCACAUUCCAAGAAAUUAGGUGGAUCAGGACCACGGGCUUGGCAAUGGCAGGACAUAAUAUGUGACUGAAUAAAAUCGACAGAUACGGUUACUGAACAGUAAACUAAUAGGCCAAUGAACUUGCUUCAUCCCAGUCUAUUUUGGGUGGCAGCAAAAAUAAUUUUUUGGGGGGAGGGGAGAGAAUGCAACCAUUCAGAGAAGUAAAGUGAAGCAUCCCCGCCAUAGAUACUAGAGACAAUUACCUGGUAAACAGAGAUAAAGAUAGAUAUCAAAGGGUAGCUGUGGUGCUCAGAACAUCUUUGGGAACAAGGUAACGUAUAUUGCGCAAAUGUAGAGAGGGAGCAUUACACAUGGCUGGAUCCAUCGGUGAAUUGAACAGUGGCCUAUGCAAAAGAAAUAUUGCACUUUUCUGGAAAUGUGAGAGAGGUGGCUGGGCUGCCUCACACCCGAGAUCAUCCAGCAAAAUCACAUGCACAGUUCAGAAGACACAAUCUGAAGCACUUUUUUAUGUAAAGCGAUGGGCGCCGGAGACGUUGUUCCCUAGCCAUGUCGGCCCUUUGGGGGCCAGUAGUUUGCAAAUGACCAUAACCUGACCAGUUUAUACAGCACUGCCAGACAAUUGGAGCUUAGGGCCAGGAUAAUACAGUAUUAUCCUGACCAUCCUUGGAGGCGGACUCCAAUCGAUUUGUGGAGCAGCUAGCUGGAGAUGGUGAACCUAAAAUAUACAACCAGAAAAUCUCUACCAUAAAUCACUGCAUCUUGGACCACCAGCUCCUCAGGAUGAAGUUCAGCCGAAAUGCUUAUUUUCCACGCAUGUUUUGUUUAACUGUUUCAUUGUGGGAGCCUCCAUCUGCAUGAGAAUUGAAUUAGCCCAGACAACAGUGAAAUUUCUCAGUCCAAACUAGUUAACAGAAAGACAGGUGUUUGUUUGUUUUUUUAAAAAGGGACAAUUGUAAUAAUGCAAGUAAUGUUGUGGCUUGUCGCUAGUUGUAAUGAAACCCGAAAAGCUUUCAUUCCUGCUUCAGAAUGUGCGCGUGACAGUUGGAAACCAUUUCAUUUUCUCCAUAAUUCUUUCAUGUACCGUUUUACUAAUGCAGUAGCCAUUCUCUCUCCUCAGCUUACUCCAGCAGCAACAUUGUCAUGUAUCCUUUGAAAUAAGGUGAAUUAAACAGAGAACAAACGA
Thamnophis sirtalis is the source of this 3436-nucleotide messenger RNA. Lineage: Eukaryota; Metazoa; Chordata; Lepidosauria; Squamata; Natricidae. The record is from RefSeq and is a predicted model, not a curated record.